AUGGAUUUGAAGAAGCAAAACCAAGCUGAAUCCAAGGUUAAGCCAUUUCCUCUUGAGAUUUUUGACUUGUCAAAGCUCACUGCUGCCAGAAAUGUCGAAAAUGCUGGAAGCCUCUUCAAAAACAGAAGGGUUGGUAAGGCAUUUGAUUUGAUGGAUCAGGCUAUGGUUGCUAAAUUAGAGAAGAACGGCACAUGGUAUGACGUGGAUUAG
This is a messenger RNA of Microthlaspi erraticum, 210 nucleotides long. Lineage: Eukaryota; Viridiplantae; Streptophyta; Magnoliopsida; Brassicales; Brassicaceae. The record is from the annotation of a GenBank genome assembly.